CUGGUUCUCUCUGUAUAAGUCUGCAGGUCGGUUGAAGUCCGUCUAGCCAGACAGGAUGCACCCCUCAUGCCGCCACUCUGCCCCAACACUCACACUCAAGGUGUUGUGUGUUCGGUUCUGCGUGUUCUACUGCAGCAUGUGUCUGGCGGGUUGGCCCCUGUUCUCGGAGGGGGCCCGGCUGCGCUGCGGCUCCGAGCUCCUCAGUGACCUCCUGUUCGUCUGUGGGGAUCGGGGAAUCUACUUGGGUAAAGGCUCCUGGUCGGGGUACGGCCCUCGGCCCAGGGGGAAGGGAAUAGUGGACCAGUGUUGCAGAUCCUCCGGCUGUGAACUUUACCACCUGGAGAUGUAUUGUGCCAAGCCAAAAGCCAAGCAGCUAACCACAAGAUCCCCAACCACAACUUCAACCACAGCAACACACACAACCACUGCAGUUCUAGACAUGUUUGAAGAUGUGUUUCGGAAGAGGCUUUUGGAGACGCUGGGAGCUCCCAACAGCCCACAGAGAGAGGCCUACAGAAAGAAAACUCCUUCGUCGCUUCCGUGGAAAAGCAAAAUGUCGUCGCCGCCGCCGCGCGUGAGGGUCAACGUGCAGAACUCGACCAGCUGGCCUCCCUCAGCCUCGGGACGCUCCGUCUGAAGACGGAAUCUGCAGGACAAUUUCAAUGUGAAAGAUUUGACGACGGCUCGAACAAACUCUCGUGUGAAGUUGGUACCUGGCGGAGUCAGAUAAGAACCCAGACGUAGAGGGCUGUGAAGAUCUUUGCAAGAUCUGGAACAAGCAGACUGCUGAGCUGCUUCCAGACCAGCUGUCACUUCCUCCUUGACUUCCCCCCUCCCCCGUCCUUUAACACCACGACGAGCCUCUGCUGCCCGUCUGUUCUGGCUCCCUCCUCAUCUUCCCAUACAGGCUGUCCAGGUCCGUGCACUGGUGCGACUGGGAGCUUAGUGUGUGUGAAGCCUGAAGCUGCUCCUGCCAGCCUUGCUUUGCUUCCCACAUCCUCAUGUCUAACCUGCUGUUUGCUCUGUACGUUUGCACAUGUUGAGUUACAGGCCAAGAUCUGUCUAAGCCACUUUAGUUCACAGUUUUUUGGGUCAGCUCCGUUAGGCUUAUAGCUCUUCUGUUUGCAACAAACCGUAGAUACCUAGUGGGCUACAGAACGCUCUAGGCAUUUAUGUGUGUUUUAGCACUUUUACUCCUAUGCAAAGAGAGGUUUUUAUACUGACUUGUUUUCGUUCAACUUUAUUUCAUUUGAAGCGUAAACGUUUUUGGGUUUUUUUUGUAAUAAUUUCUUGCACUCACUUAUUUAUUUCACCACGACUAGAACAA
Xiphophorus maculatus (southern platyfish) is the source of this 1327-nucleotide messenger RNA. It is a transcript of the gene igf3, whose product is annotated as insulin-like growth factor I. Gene Ontology annotation, molecular function: hormone activity. The record is from RefSeq and is a predicted model, not a curated record. Gene Ontology annotation, cellular component: extracellular region. NCBI's taxonomy places the organism in Eukaryota, Metazoa, Chordata, Actinopteri, Cyprinodontiformes, Poeciliidae. The coding region runs from base 56 to 637 and encodes 193 amino acids. The transcript has 4 exons.